Molecule: messenger RNA, 4400 nt
Organism: Lates calcarifer (barramundi perch)
Lineage: Eukaryota; Metazoa; Chordata; Actinopteri; Centropomidae
Gene: rinl
Product: Ras and Rab interactor-like
Exons: 11
Coding region: 1435-3645 (736 amino acids)
Biological process (GO): vesicle-mediated transport
Cellular component (GO): cytosol; endocytic vesicle
Molecular function (GO): small GTPase binding; guanyl-nucleotide exchange factor activity
Source: RefSeq, a predicted model, not a curated record
CAUCAUAUAUCAAUACCAGACUCCAUUGACAAAAACAGGAAUUUUACUGAGCAGAACAUGGAGAGUUGCUGGAAUACCACUGCCUCCAUCUGUUAGUUUGUUUGUGUUAUCGUGUGACUUUCAGUGGUGGAAGAAGCAUUCAGAUCCUUUAUUUAAAUAAAAGUACAACUCAAUAACACAAACAAACUAACAGAUGGAGGCAGUGGUAUUCCAGCAACUCUCCAUGUUCUGCUCAGUAAAAUUCCUGUUUUUGUCAAUGGAGUCUGGUAGUGAUAAAAUUUCUUUCUAGUGAUAAAAUUUCUGCUUUAACAAAAACGAUCUUACUCUUAAAUAAAAAGCUCAAUUUCUGUAACCACAAAGAGUCUUUUAUCAUAAUAUUUGCUAAGCUAAAUGUUAGCAUAUUAACGAAUAUUUACCACAUUCACGCAUCACAAAGAGUAGAGAUGAUGAUAGGAAAUCAUUGUUUAGACAUAUCCUUUAAAGCAACAGUCAGUAAAAAUUAGAGGUCAGAGUUACAACCUCAGUUUUUAACUGAUCCACAGGUGAACACACCUGAGGUUGUUCGUUUAUCAGGUCCUGUUCUGGUUUUAAUGUUGGCAGAUGAAUCGGUCAUUUCCGCUGCACAUCACCAUCACGUUGGCAUAAAAUGUCUUUAACAGAAAACGUGAGCUCUUCACAGAAACGUCUGACCAGUCAGCAACACCUCGAGCUGUGGUUUCCGUGAGGACCAGUCUGAACCUCCACCCCCCACCUCCCCACCCAACAGAGCCGUCACAUAAUACUGAUCAUAGGAGGAUUAAAAAAGAGUUUAAGUGUCUGUGUUUGCACUUCUUCCACAGCUGCAAGAUAAAAUCUGAAACACUUACAACACAGAGUGUCUCAGAGCUCGGUUUCAGGACCCCACUUGUCAAAGUUAGUACCCUUCAUCACCUCUGAGCAGAGGACAGAGUUUACUGCAGACACGUAGAGAACAGACAGUGUCUUUUCACUGUUCACACUGUGCACAGAGCCGGGUUAACCACAUGCAGAGCUGUGGGGAGGUACGAGGAGGGUGCAGCCAUGAGAGAUCAGCUGAACACUGUCACAAGAAAACUGAAAGUGCAUUAAAUGCCAGCAUGGGCAGGAUGCAGAAGGAGGCAAACGUGGCUGCCGCUACCUGAAAUUGGACAAAUAUUCUGCACAUAAACGCCACAAAACUUCUUCAGGAUGUCCGUCUGAGGAGUGUGUAAGCUUCCUAUUUUAGCUCUGCUGGUAUUUUUGACCUCUUAAGCAACUUUUUUUUUUUUGUUGCACUGCAUAGAAAGGAAGAGCUUAAGACAUGAAGAUUGCAACAUGUGGAGGCAUUUGUUAACAGAGUAGACAAGAGAGGACACGUGAGCUAACAGAAGAAGAAGGCCGACACAUACGGUUCUACAUGCACAUGAACGUGUCCUCAUGUCUGCGCCCAGGGCAGUUCACAGUCAAGUCAAUGGGACGACGGCCAUCCCCUGGAGGAGCAGCAGGAAGAGACUGUCCCUGCUGGAGCAGCUGAGGGGGUGUCAGGAUGCCUGGUGCCCCGGGGAACCCUGGGAUAGGGAGCGGGCCCACGCUGCCAUCUGUGGGACACCAGCUGGGAGUUUCCUGGUUGUGAAGGACUGUGCGACGGCUCAGCCCAGCCUGCUGUGUGUGUCCGCCGGUGGAGAGAAUGAAGCCAUUCUUGAUUAUAAUAUCAAAAGCACAGGCACAGUGUUCCAGCUGUCUGACUCUCGUCUUUCCUUCUCUGACUUGGCUCAGCUCGUGCUCUUCUACUCUCUGACAAGGGAUGUGUUGGCUGUGUGUCUGUCGAUUCCUCGGUGGAUCUACAGUGUGACCGACAAGAACAAAGAUCGACUCUCUCAGCUCGAACCCAAAACUUGGCUCUGCCCACCACCUGAUCAACACACUGAUGAAAUGACCCAAAGGGAGCUAAGCAACGUUAUGUGCUCUAUACAGCUGACCUCCACCAACGGGGCCCUGUGCAUCAUUAAUCCACUCUACCUUCGUGAGCAUGGAGAUGAUUGGCUGACCCACAGGGCGAGUACGGUACAGUGCGCCACACAGUCGUCAACCUACAGGCGAGAGCGACGCCUCAGCACCACCCGAGCAUGGACAGGGGCGGGGUUACAGAGUAAACGGGCCAUCUCAUUGGAUCAGGAACCCACAGCUGCCAGUGUGGAGAUUUCAGGUCUAACCAGAGCCAAGUCAGCUGAUUCACCACACUGCUCUGCAACCCCAUCAACACCAGACGUCCCAGAAGGGGUGGUCCUCAGGAGGCCCAGCCGAGACGCUGCCUGCAGCCCCCCCCAUAGAGCGAGCACAGGGAGCCUGCCUCCAACUACCCCCACCACCCCUCCACACAGAGCGAGCCUGCCUCUGUAUUCUCCCUCCACCCCUGGAAGUUUAAACUGUGGGGCGUCCGAGCUGCAGCAGCACGGCAGCCCCGUGCCUCAGUCUCCUCACAGGGUGUCCUGGAUCGAAGAUGGAGUCUGGCUGCCUCCUCCUAGGCCCUCCUCCCUCCUCCAGCCGCCGUCCCUCGAACUCGACUCGCUGUCCAUCAGCAGCAUAGAGGAGGAGCAGGAGUUCCAGAUCCCGAGCCCCACGCCCCACCACCCGUCGGCUCACCGCUUGGCCGACAAGGUCAUCCACCGGCUCUCGGCGGUGGGGCAGGCGCUCGGCGGGCUGGUGAGUCAGAAGAAGAGACUGACCAAUCGCGUACAGGAGAUGAGCGAGCGGAAGGGUGGCGCGUUCACGGAGGCCGUGAAGGGAUUCGUGGAGACGACGCUGAAGAGAGGGGCGGAUCCCGACGGGGUUACGGGGUCGGAGUACUUACAGGAAGUGAGGUCAUCGCUUACUUCACUGAGGGAGUCGCUGCUGGACUCCCCAGAGAUCCAGGUGUUGUUGGACAGCAUCACUGACCUGACUGACCCAGAGAUAGACUCCCUGGUGGAGCUCUCCCUCCACAAGGUGGCGCUGAAGCCCGUCUCCGCCCACCUCUACUCCUGCAUCCGCACCUCGCGCACCAACGACGGCACCUUCGAGCGUCUCCAGAGCAACCUGCGCCUGCUGGAGACGAACGGGGUGGACGAGCUGGGGGGAUCGGCAGGAGUCGGAGUUCCCGACUCCGUCAACCUGGAGCGGAUCCAGCAGAAGUGGGCUGACAUGCAUGAGGCCUACUCCCCGAACAAGAAGGUCCAGAUCCUGCUCAAAGUCUGCAAGGGCAUCUAUCACAGCAUGAGUGCUAAUGCUAACUCAGGUACAGUAUUCGGAGCAGAUGAUUUUCUGCCCUGUCUGACGUGGGUGCUGCUCCGAAGUGACCUGGUCACCUUACAGCUGGACACAGACUACAUGAUGGAGCUGCUGGACCCCACACAGCUACAGGGGGAGGGUGGCUACUACCUUACAACUCUAUACGCCUCUCUCUACUACAUCAGCAGUUUCCGUCCACGACUGGCGGCUCGUCAGCUCAGCGUGGAAGCCCAACACUCUCUCAACCAAUGGCAUCGCAGGCGCACCCUGCACUGCAACCAAUCCCGUCGCAGCAAGCACCGACGGACCAUUCGCAGGCAGCCGUGUCGGGACAGGGGGUCACAGAACUCUGACACAGGAGACCAGGAGGAAAAAAGAUGAUUGUGUUAAUACUGAUGAGUCGCAGCAGCAGCAGGAGACGGAAAGCAGCACAGAUGCUCUGCAGCCAAUGACAGAGGAGACAGGAGGAUGUGAGGACCAAUCAGACACAUCUGCUCUGAUAUCAGACUGUCAACAGGAAGAGGUAAUAAUGAGCAAACAGGAAAACAGACAGACUCUAUGUACAGCAGAAGAAGAGGACCAAAAGGGAAUGUAAUGGAGAGAGAGGAAUCAAAUUCCUCUUCUAAAGGUCAAACAAAGCUUUUCAUUAGUGUUUAUGAACACACUGGUGUCAGGGAAUUAUGAAAACAUCACCUGAAGAGGUCUGAAGAUAAAUCUGAAAGGUCACAAGAUGAUUAAAGGGAUAAAGAGAUAUUUUCUCUUAUGACCAUUCUUGAAUUUUAGUUUUUUUCUGUGUCUAAAAACCUUUCAAGUUAAAUAUUCAGGGAAGCAGAUGUCACUCUGUAGUUACACUGGCCUGAAUGAGUCUGAAUUUAAGAGAAUACUUUAUUUUUUACUCUAUUUGUGGAGUAGGUUGAAUGUUCCCCCUCAGCUAAUACUUGAGUUAUUUAUAUGUAAUAAUUGAUCACAUUGUUGUAUUAAAUAGAUUUCAUGUUUGGAGGCUGUAAAAUUUGGUAAUGUGCAAAAAUGAAUUGGAAUUCUUUUAUAUGCAUAGUUUUAAAUGUGUAAAUAUAUGAAUAUGAAAAUAAUAAUUUGCAGAGUAAAGUAAUAAAAUAAAAAGACUGUUUUUGUUGUAA